Messenger RNA from Arabidopsis lyrata subsp. lyrata, 300 nucleotides. RefSeq lists its product as uncharacterized. NCBI's taxonomy places the organism in Eukaryota, Viridiplantae, Streptophyta, Magnoliopsida, Brassicales, Brassicaceae. The coding region runs from base 1 to 300 and encodes 99 amino acids. The record is from RefSeq and is a predicted model, not a curated record. The transcript is spliced from 2 exons.
AUGGAAUUGAGGUUCGAUGUAAUUGACCUGCCUUAUGUUGGACUUCCCAACUUACCUAGCGGAAGAAAAGGGCUAGGACCUAUAAAUAGAAAUAUGUCUAGGUCACUUCCACCAACAACUCAAGCUAUUUCUUACUGGGAUUCUCCACAAGUACUAGAAAGUAUGGGAUCUCUACAACUUGUUCCACAAACUCAACACUUAUAUAAUAGCCAGUCAUCAAUUAGAAGCAGGUCACUACUAGAAUUGGUUAUGGUUCUCCCAAACUCAUACAAUGUCCAUGGAGCUGCCCAAAUGAGGUAG